CUCAUCUCAUUCUCACACCAGUAUUUUCCACUCGUAAUGGAUGUAAUAUAGAAUUCUGCAUUCUGCACCUCUGCAAUUACAGGCUGAUCCUCUACACAACAACUAUGAACAUCUCUGAAGGAGACAUGCAGGGCUUCUAUGGCAGUGCUUCGCACCAGGAGAACAUUUCCUUUUCUAUAUUUUAUAUCCUGGUUUUCAUCAUUGCUGUGCCUGGAAAUGCCUUGGCACUGUGGGCCUUCUUUCACCAGAACUGCAACUCUCCAUCGAAAGUCUUCCUGAGGCACCUCUCAAUCACAGACAUCUCUUAUAUCCUCAUUUUACCCAUGCGUAUAGUUUACCACCUGUCUGACAGCUACUGGCCCUUUGGACAUAUCCUCUGUCAACUUGCAGGCUUCCUCUUUUAUCUAAACAUGUACUGCAGCCUCUAUUUAAUGAGUUUCAUCAGUCUGGAUAGAUUCCUGGCUGUGGUUCUACCUAUAAGAUCACUGUCAGUUAGAAAGGCUAUGUAUGCAAAGAUAGUUGUUGGCAUACUUUGGGUGAUAAUUAUUGUGUCUGUGAGUCCAAUACUUUUCUCUAAAAAGAAUGUGACCAACAACUCAUCUGGCAUCUGCAACAAGCUGUACUUAGAAAAACCAUCUCCCACAGCCUGGGUUUCCACUGUUGUGGCAUUUGUUAUUCCCCUCACCACUAUAGUGGUUUCCUACAUACUGAUUCUGUUGAAAUUAAGGUCAGUGAAGCAACAGGUUGAAAGACCAGUGAAAGAUAAAGCGAUGAAAAUGAUCAUUCUCAUUGUGAUGAACUUUCUGUUUGCGUUUGUACCCUACCAUGUGAGCCGGGUAAUCUACAUCAAAAGUCACAGUUAUGGCCAUAUGACUGAAGCAAGCUGGGAGUCGCUGGGAAGAGCCAAUCGGGUCACAUCUGCACUGAUGUGUGUUAGUGGUGUACUGGAUCCUGUGAUGUAUUUCUUCCUGAACUAUGCCUACAGGAAAAAAUUGAUUCAGAUGUUCUGUAAAAACAGGGAAGAUGAUCAAGAAGCACCAAAUAUUAUGUAA
Molecule: messenger RNA, 1052 nt
Organism: Thunnus maccoyii (southern bluefin tuna)
Lineage: Eukaryota; Metazoa; Chordata; Actinopteri; Scombriformes; Scombridae
Product: uracil nucleotide/cysteinyl leukotriene receptor
Exons: 2
Coding region: 105-1052 (315 amino acids)
Biological process (GO): G protein-coupled receptor signaling pathway
Cellular component (GO): plasma membrane
Molecular function (GO): G protein-coupled receptor activity
Source: RefSeq, a predicted model, not a curated record